Meloidogyne enterolobii is the source of this 1575-nucleotide messenger RNA. Lineage: Eukaryota; Metazoa; Nematoda; Chromadorea; Rhabditida; Meloidogynidae. The record is from the annotation of a GenBank genome assembly.
AUGGAUAUGAUACUUUUAAUUUCUGCAAUGUUUGGUCCAAGGAUUUAUCGUUUGGUUGAUCAACACCGUUUAUAUGUGCCUAAUUUACUAGAAUCUACAGGCAACAAAAUGUUUUCUGUUGGGAAAUGUGUUAAAGGCUUAACUAUUUUAAUGUCUCCAUUACUCGUUCCUUAUAUUUUAUUUACUUGGCCUACUUCAAGUUAUUCUUCUACAGCUAAAUUUGUUGUAUUUUUUUAUUUGACGGCUUUUAUGUUGAGAACUUGUGGAAGAAUUUCAAAUAAAGAAUAUUGUAAUUUUAUCAAAACACUUGAUCGGGCAAGAAAUAAUCCAAAUUCAGAAAGCAAAAAACGAUUGAAACGUUAUGAUUAUGAGAUAUUUGCUGCUCCAAUUGAUUUUUCUGCGGCAACAGUUCCCAAUUCUAAAUGGUUUGCUCCAUCUCCAAUUAUUAAAAACGAUUUAAUCGAGCCAUUUAAUACAAUAAGAAGUUGGACUUCUUGGAUUAUUGCAAAUACUUUUGGACGGAGAAUUUUAUAUCCUGGAUCGUUAACUAUUUUACAUAUUCUUGCACAGGAUCAGUUAUUGGAAGGAAGGAGUAAACUUUUGGAAAGGGGAGGCCAAAGAAAUAUUUUGUUAACUGAAGAUAAAAAUAAAAUUGAUACUCUUUUUAUUGAUAAUCGUUCUGAAGAAGAGGAUAAUGAAAAUGGCAAAAUUUUGGUUAUUUGUUGUGAAGGAAAUGCUGGUUUUUAUGAAAUGGGUAUAAUGAUGACACCUUUAAGUUUAAAAUAUUCUGUUCUUGGUUGGAAUAUGCCUGGUUUUGCUGAAAGUACGGGAAUUCCAAAACCUAAAGCUGUACUUCUUGCAAUGCAAGCAGUUAUGAAAUUUGCAAUUAAUGAUUUGGAAUUUGAGCCUGAACAAAUUGUUCUUUUUGGGUGGUCUAUUGGAGGAUUUCCGGCCACCUGGGCAGCAGCCAAUCACCCAAAUAUUCGAGGACUUAUUUUGGAUGCUAGUUUUGAUGAUUUGGCUUCUCUAGCUAUUUCUAAAAUGCCUUCAGUUUUAAGUUCGUUUGUGAGAUAUACUGUUAGAAAAUAUUUAAAUUUGCCUAUUUCUCUUCAGUUAAAUCAAUAUGAAGGUCCAGUUCUUAUAAUUCGUCGUUGGGAUGAUGAAAUAAUUGUGACUGAAGAUGAAAAUGAGGAAACGAGAAGAAGCUCUAACAGGGCAAAUUGGAUAUUAAUUAAAUUACUUAAAAAUAGAUAUCCGGGUCUUUUAAAUGAUGAAGAACACGAAAAUAUUGUUUACGAAUGGUUUUUGUUUUUACUUAAUUUUUUGGAGAUUUUUGUUAUUUUUUAUAGGCUUGCAAGAGAACCACAACAGCGUUUAUUAGAUUUCCCUCCAGAAGAUUCUUUGGAUCCUCAAAACAUUCCAAAUGAGGAGGAAAUGGAAGCGCUUGAAUUAGAAGAUAGGCAGAGAUUAAUUCAUCAAUUGUGCACCAAAUAUUUUGUUGAUUUUAUGGAUGCUACUCAUAGUGUUCCUUUAGAUCCUCAUCAUUUUAAUAUUCCAAACAAAGUGGGAGACUAA